UUACAGCAUCUCUCCAUCACCGAAACAGCUCUCUUCUAUAGUUUCAACUACUAUAAUUCACUAGAAAUACUGCUCUUUUCUAUGGCUUCCAAAAGCACGACAUCACUUGCUCUCUUUCUUGCAGUCAACCUUCUCUUCUUCUCCCUAGUCACCGCCAAGAGUAGCAGUUGCCCCCCUCCUCCUAAACCCAAACCAACACCAACACCAAGCCCUUCCGGUGGAAAGUGCCCAAAGGAUGCACUUAAAUUAGGUGUAUGUGCUGGUUUGCUCGGUUCAUUGCUUAAUGUCACCGUUGGCACUCCCCCAGUACAACCUUGCUGUAGUGUCAUUCAAGGCCUUCUUGAUCUCGAGGCUGCUGUUUGCCUUUGCACUGCCAUCAAAGCUAACAUCUUGGGCAUCAACCUUAAUAUCCCAGUAUCUCUAAGCUUGCUUCUCAAUGUCUGUGGAAAGAAGGUCCCCAAGGGUUUCCAGUGCCCCUAAAAGUAUUUUUAUUCCAUCAUGCAUGGUUUGCUUAGUGUGUGAUUUUUCAUGGUGUGAAGUACUUUGAUUUUCUAUUAAGAAUCGUGUGAUGUAAGUGUAACAGCUACUUGCUUUGCUUUGUUUCAGUGCUUGUCUGUUUACCGCCAAUAAGUGUAGCUUCCCUUGAUAAUGUCUACUCCAGUUUUUUUUUUUUUUUUAUGGAAUGAAUGCCGCGGUUGAAUUUGAUUAAGAUGUAAUUCCAGUUAUAAA
Molecule: messenger RNA, 729 nt
Organism: Populus euphratica (Euphrates poplar)
Lineage: Eukaryota; Viridiplantae; Streptophyta; Magnoliopsida; Malpighiales; Salicaceae
Product: 14 kDa proline-rich protein DC2.15-like
Exons: 1
Coding region: 82-480 (132 amino acids)
Source: RefSeq, a predicted model, not a curated record